Molecule: messenger RNA, 2162 nt
Organism: Scheffersomyces coipomensis
Lineage: Eukaryota; Fungi; Ascomycota; Pichiomycetes; Serinales; Debaryomycetaceae
Exons: 1
Coding region: 281-1831 (516 amino acids)
Source: RefSeq, a predicted model, not a curated record
AGUUGGGAUUAAUUACUUGCAAGUGAAAGAAGAAGGACAAGUUAAGGAAGGAAGAAGAAGAAGAAGAAGAAGAAGCAACAAGUAACUGCUACAGAUCUUUCUUUUGCCUCAUAGUUUAUUAUCAUUCAUUCCUACAUAUCACUUUGUUAAUUUGACCAAGUCUAUUCUACCAGCGGUUCAUUCCAUAUCUUGUUAUUCAUAGAGAUAGUUUCAUUCAAUAAGGUUAUAGCUUUUAUUAUUUUAUAGACACUGGCUACCCCCUUAUCCUCCCUUAUUCCUAAUGAAAACUUUAGGUGAAAACAAUACUUUAACAUCUUCAUCAUCUCCCGCAUCAUCAAUGAAAGAAGAAACCAUGUCUCUUAAUACUUCAACCAUGGGUAAACCUACCAAACCAAAGACGCCUUUAAAAAAGGAAGAAUUAGAAAAAAUUGCAUUGGAAUUAAAAAAGAAAUUAUCAAGAGCUUCUAUAACUGCUAAGAAAUCAUUAUCCCCUAGUGAUCCAAGAGAUUCAUCUACUUCAUCUAAUACAUCUUCAUCCAAUUCAAAUCAUAUCCUAUCUCAUAAUUUACCAAAAUCAAGUCCUUUAAAAACUUAUAUAUUAAGAAAACAAUUAGCAUCUUCUCCUAUUAAUAAUAGUACUACCACUGGAUUCUUAUCUUCAUCCCCUAAUAACUUAUAUUCUCCAAAUGGAAAAUCACCUACUCAUAUAAGAACUCCUGCUGCUAUUUAUUUAUCUUCAUCUCCUUUAAAAAAUGUCUCGUCUCAUACCGUAACCAAUAAUGAGGAAGAUUCUCCUACUAAACGAAGAAAACAUUCUCAUUCUAAUAAAUCAUCUCCCCAAAUGAUUUUAGAAGAAAUAUCAAGGCCUAAUACUCCUUCAAAUCAAUCAAGACCUUAUCCCGCCGUAUUGAAACCUUCUCUUGAUUUAACUUCAAAUGAAGAUUCAAAAUCUCGUCAACAAAAUCAUCAAUCAUCAUCACAUCCACUGCAAACCACUCCAACAUUAUCCAAAACAGAAUUGAAUACGAGUAAUUCUACCAACAUAUUAUUACAAACCCCUAAGCAAUCAAGACCAGGAACAGGUGGCAAUGGUAAUUACAAUGACGAUGAAGGAGCUGAUCUUUUAAUGUAUUUGGCUACAUCUCCAUCACCUGCUAAACCAUUUUAUUCCGCUAAUACUCCUCGAACAUCAGCUUUAUUACAACAACAUACUCAAUUACAAAAUGGUGGUACUGCACCAACCUCAUCCCCUUCAUCAUCAGUACCUUCUUCUGCAAACUUAUUAGCUGUAACUGGUAAUAAUAUCAGACAAACAACAACAACAACAACCAUUAAUAAUGCUUCAUUCAUCGUCCCACCUCCACCAGCAACUCCAAAGAGACAUCAUAAUGAAUUAGGUAACACUUUAGCCAAUGCUAAAACCCCUCAGAAUAGAUUAACUCCAUCCAUGAAUCUUUUCAAUACUGUUUCGGCCAAUAAUAAUGGUUUACCAUCUCUGGGAUUAACCUUAACUCCCAAUGGAUUCAAUAUGAGUGAUUACGUCAAUUUCUUCACUCCAUCACCAGGAUCAGCCAAUCUUGGAGCAGUAAGUGCUGGAGGAGUACCAUCCGGUUCAAAUUUAACUAAGAAUCUUUUAAAAACACCUGAUUUUAAUAAUCUUUUAUCGGGUUCAACGCCGCAUAUUUUGGUGGAUGGGAGAUCAAGAGUAGAUGGGAAAUUAUUGAAUUUUAAUAAAGUGUUGUUUAAUAAUAAUGCUGCAAGUCCUUCUUCUGCUACUAGUUCUGCCCCCAUAAGUAAUGGAUUACAUUCUGAUGGAUCUAAUAAGGAUUAGAUCUGUCAGUUAGUUUUCCUCAUUUCUUCAUGUAUAUGGUUACGUUUUUCCCCAGGGGGUUGGUGGUGUUUUAGUUUUUUUUUAAUGGUUAAAGAAGGUAAAGUUGACUUUUAUGUUCUUUUUCACUGUUUUUGUAUUACUGCAUAUUUUUUGUUUUAUUUUGUUUAUAUAUCCAAUUCUUCAUGAUUUCAUUUUUCAUUGUUUAUCCUUUUUAUUCUAAACCUUUUUGUUUCUCUCAUGAAUCUUGUUUUCAAAAAGUUAAUGUUCUCAAGUUUAUAAUGUUAUCAUGUAUCUAAUACAUAACCCAAUUUUAAUAGACUUUCAAAACUCA